UCUAAUCUUCCAUGCGACUGUUCCCAUACCCUCUCUCUCUCUCUCGCGUCGCCAUUUUCCUUCGAAAUUUUCUCGGCUUCCAAACAGAUUCUCGCCCUGUUUCUUACUAACCGCUCCUCGCUUUCUUCUCGCAUUCGCCGUACUUGUUUCUCAUGUCUGCUUCUUACCGAGCCGCCGGCUGGUUUCCUUCGACUGGUUCCAGGCAGGGUUUAACCAUGCUGGAGAUGGAUAAGAAGUUGGAAAACAUUCCCACUGAUCACAGUGUUCUUCAUGAUCAGGACGUUGUUAGCAAUCACUCGCUUUGCAGUAACACUGGUUCUCCGAAUUUCCGUGCUAAACCCUUUUACAAUGGAGGCUAUAACCAUGCAGCUGAUACUCCACCGAUAUACCAUUCACAAGCGGAUAUUGUAGGCGUUGAAAAAGUUCCUCAUGGAAACAACAAUGAGAGGUUUCACUAUGGUUAUGGGUUAAGCUCAUCAGUUUUUAAGGCAUCUGCUGCAACUACUAUUCGAUCGUCACUACAGCCUUAUGGUGAACUCAGUGCUGAUGAUGCAAGACAUUUACCUGCUGUGGACCUGUCCAGUUACCCGCAUCCUAUCGCAGAAAACUUUCAUGUUUCACAAGCAAAGUUACCUAUGAACUCUGAUAGGUUUGCAACUGAAAGAAGUUUUGGUUUGACUGAAGAUAUGAUUUCUUCUCUGGAUAGUUCUGGCUUAAGUAAAAAAUUUCAUAGAGAACCCUGGCGUCUGGGUUUGUCGCCUAAUGGGGUUGAAGAAAUUGGAGUCUCUCGUCUUGACUACAGUUUGAAACCGUUCUGUGGAGAGAGUUCAUAUCUUCCAACCGAAAUGACCAGAGAUUUUGAAAUGGGUUCUCGACUAACUGUUCCAAGCUUCAGUUACAGAGAGCAUACCUGCAAUCGACGCAGAAAAGGCUCUUUCUCUGCAUCUGCGUCUGGUUCCCGUUUGGAUAAUGAUUAUAACUGGACAGUGCUUGAUGAGGCAAGACAAGUAGGAAGUUACAAUGAUGUCUUGUACAGGUGCACUGCCACUGUAGAUUUCCUAACCGAGAGAAACAGAGGGCCUAGGGCAUCGAAGCUAAAGGGUAAGAACAGCAUUAUAACUCAUGAUCAUGUUGAUCAUCUCAACCAACAUAACUGCACGGAUGCGAAGUUCUUUGUUAUUAAAUCGUAUAGCGAGGAUAAUGUCCACAAGAGCAUAAAGUAUGGUGUUUGGGCAAGCACCACUAACGGAAACAAAAAGCUGGAUGCCGCUUACCGUGAAGCGAAGGAGAAAGAGGGGGCAUGCACAAUCUUUCUUUUGUUUUCGGUGAAUGCCAGUGCCCAGUUUUGUGGUGUGGCUGAAAUGGUAGGACCAGUAGACUUCGACACGAGUGUGGAAUACUGGCAACAAGAUCGGUGGACGGGACACUUUCCAGUGAUGUGGCUCAUUAUCAAAGAUGUGCCCAACAGUCUGUUUCGUCACAUUAUACUCGAAAACAACGACAAUAAGCCGGUUACCAACAGCAGAGAUACUCAAGAGGUGGGACUUGAACAGGGUAUUGAGAUGCUGAGCAUCUUCAAGAACUAUGAGAUGCAUUCGUCGAUCCUCGACGACUUCAGUUUCUACGAAGAGCGUCAGAAGGCAAUGCAGAACAGAAAAGCCAGACGACGAGCUGUUCUAGAAGCUUCCAAUGUUCCUGAAACCGCUGCUCCGACCGUUCCCUGUGACUUGAUCAAGAACAUGUCCAACAGCUUUGCCGAGGCUUUGGUCUUGAAUCGGAACUCUUAAAAGUAAUUUCUCUUUGAACAUUUGUGUAUAAGACUCUCUCUCUCUCUCUCUCUCUCUCUCUCUCUCUGCGCUUUAACUUCUUCAUGUGGAUUUUAAGAACAGACUUUCCUUUUGCUGUGUUCUUUCUUUCUCUUGCUUGUUAUAAAAGUUAGGGUUUUUCA
Molecule: messenger RNA, 1948 nt
Organism: Tarenaya hassleriana
Lineage: Eukaryota; Viridiplantae; Streptophyta; Magnoliopsida; Brassicales; Cleomaceae
Exons: 9
Coding region: 153-1787 (544 amino acids)
Biological process (GO): mRNA destabilization
Cellular component (GO): cytoplasm
Molecular function (GO): mRNA binding
Source: RefSeq, a predicted model, not a curated record